AUGGCGGCGGCGGGACUGGCGGGGCUGGGCCCCGGCGAGGCCGCGGCGGCCGCUCAGGCGCUGUCGCUGCCCGCGGAGAGCUUCGGCAACGACCCCCGCGUGGAGCUGGCCUGGGCCAUGAAGGCGCAUCAGCACGCCGAGGUCUACUUCAACCUGAUCUCCUCCGUGGAGCCCAAGUUCCUGAAGCUCACCCAGGUGGACGAGCGGAUCUAUGAGGAAUUCCGCAGAACCUUCCGGAACCUGCGCGUGGAUGUGCUGGACCCCGAGGACCUGAAAUCUGAGGCAGCCAAGGAGAAGUGGCGCCCGUUCUGCCUCAGCUUCGAGGGCGUGGUGGAGGAUUUCAACUUCGGGACUCUGCUGCGCCUGGACUCGCGCGGGGAAUACUCGGAGGAAAAUUCCAUCCUGGCCACCAGGAUCCAAUUCUUGGCCAUCGAGAUCGCCCGGAACAGGGAGGGCUGCAAUGAACACGUGCACAGGAGGGGAAGAGGGGAAGGGAUGGGGGAGAGGAGCCACGGGGUGGAAUCCUGAAAUAAAUCCUGAAAAACUGC
Molecule: messenger RNA, 548 nt
Organism: Melospiza georgiana
Lineage: Eukaryota; Metazoa; Chordata; Aves; Passeriformes; Passerellidae
Gene: PBDC1
Product: polysaccharide biosynthesis domain containing 1
Exons: 6
Coding region: 1-528 (175 amino acids)
Cellular component (GO): cytoplasm
Source: RefSeq, a predicted model, not a curated record